This is a messenger RNA of Ostrea edulis (European flat oyster), 711 nucleotides long. RefSeq lists its product as uncharacterized. Gene Ontology annotation, biological process: DNA integration. Gene Ontology annotation, molecular function: nucleic acid binding. The transcript has a single exon. The record is from RefSeq and is a predicted model, not a curated record. Lineage: Eukaryota; Metazoa; Mollusca; Bivalvia; Ostreida; Ostreidae. The coding region runs from base 1 to 711 and encodes 236 amino acids.
AUGCGCGAAACGACAUCAGAUCUUACUAUUGAUGUGUUGCGAUGCAUAUUCUCUAGAAAUGGAGUGCCGAAAGUCUUAGUGAGUGACAAUGGGCCACAAUUUACAUCUGCUGACUUUCAGAAAUUUACCAAAGCCAAUGGCAUAAAACAUGUGACCUCCGCUCCUUACCACCCAAGUUCCAAUGGACUACCUGAGCGGUUUGUCCAAUCUUUUAAGUCAGCCAUGAAAGCAAGUAAAAAGGACAGCGGAUCUUUACAAACCAAAUUGGCAAAUUUUCUUUUAGCAUACAGAAAUGCUUCACAUGCAACCACGGGAGAGUCUCCUGCAAAACUAUUUCUUGGACGUACUUUAUCAUCUAGACUGGAUUUGGUGAAACCGAACACUGAGCGAGAUGUCAAGAGUAAGCAAUUUGACAUGGCUAACAAAAGAGGAAGUCCACUACGUGCGUUCGAACCAGGAAGGGGGGUGAUAGUAAGAGACUACCGUAAAAACGCUAAAUCAAACUGGGUAUCCGGAACUAUCAGUGAACAAACAGGCCCAGUCACAUAUCGUGUAGAAGUGGCACCAUGUCAAACGUGGAGACGACACAUUGAUCAGAUUCAGGAGUUCGCGGCCAACGUCAGUGCAUCAGAUACACCUAUUACAAAUGAUAUCUCUGUAAAUCAGCAAUCCGGUGCUAUUCCCAGGCAGGACUCACAGCUUGAUUCGUGA